AUGGCUGAAAGGCCGGACAGCGAAGGCCUAAUCCCAGUCGAGACUCUUGAACACCACUUAAUAAGCCCUAUCAGCCCUUUAAAUUCCUCUGAACGAGCAAGCACCAAUUCAGCACCCCUCUUGGACCCAAUUAGCCCGCCUCCACUCCCAGCAUACGAACGUACCCGACCAGAAGACGCACCGAUGCCUGUUGACACUCCUCAGACUCACGGAAAGGAUUACAUAGGGCAAGCUCCUAGUGAAUUCCAACCGGCAUUUGCAGGUCAACACCCCAUGAAUUCGGUGGAGGAAGAGAAGACGUAUCCCGGCCAGCCAGCGCCCAGCUAUAUACAGCCACCGCCGCUGGGGCCACCGCCGCAACAACAACCACAACCGUACUAUGCACCAGCUGGUCAAUCUAGUAGCUAUGCGAGCGCAGUGCCUUUGCAUGCACUUCGGCAGGCUCCGUGUCCUGUCGACUGUCCCGCCUGCGGACAACGGGAAUUAACGAGGACACAACCAGUAUCGGGAUCAACUACGCAGUGA
This is a messenger RNA of Penicillium pulvis, 525 nucleotides long. RefSeq names its product LITAF-like zinc ribbon domain-containing protein. The transcript is spliced from 2 exons. The coding region runs from base 1 to 525 and encodes 174 amino acids. Lineage: Eukaryota; Fungi; Ascomycota; Eurotiomycetes; Eurotiales; Aspergillaceae. The record is from RefSeq and is a predicted model, not a curated record.